UCUUGUUUUGGUUUCCUUCAUGUUAGUGAGUAAGGGAACCCGGCUUGCUAUGGAGGGUGCAGUGAUUUUCACCAACUGCUUUCAAUACUCGGAAAUGGAUUAUGAAGCAUUUGGGAGCAUCCUGGAACUCAGAAAGGAAAAGUCACGGGAUGCUGCCAGGUCAAGGCGAGGAAAGGAAAACUAUGAAUUUUACGAACUGGCCAAAUUACUUCCACUUCCUGCGGCCAUCACCAGUCAACUGGACAAAGCUUCCAUCAUCAGACUGUCCAUCAGCUACCUUAAACUGCGUGAAUUCUCAGGGCUUGGAGACCCACCAUGGAACAGGGAUCAUUUCUCUGCUAAUAAAUCCCUAAAAGGGUCUGGACGUAGAAGAAAUGUAUCCAACAUAGCAAUGGACAUUUUUGAUAGUCAUCAAGGAACCCAUAUACUUCAGUCAGUAGAUGGCUUUGCAUUCAUCUUGGCCAAUGAUGGAAGAUUUCUCUAUGUAUCCGAGACUGUGUCAAUUUACCUCGGGCUUUCACAGGUUGAGAUGACAGGAAGUAGCAUUUUUGACUAUGUCCAUGUACAAGAUCACCAAGAAUUACUAGAGCAGCUGGGCCUGGCUACUCCAAACUCAGGGACCAUACCUGAUGUACCAUCUCCAAGCUCACAGUCAGAUACUGGCUCAGCGCCAUCUACACCAAGGGCAACAACUCCUCCCUCUCCAGACCAAACAAAUUUCAUGGCUCCAAAUCCAAACAAAGGAUUGAAGCGGACUUUUUGUCUCAGGAUGAAGUCAACAUUAACAAAGAGGGGUGUGCAUAUAAGAACAUCUGGAUACAGGGUGGUGUACAUCACAGGACACUUGCGACCAAGGCCUUGUUUUGGAGCUAACAGGAAGGUGUCAUCAAACAUACUGGGCAUGGUUGGAAUGGCUGUUGCACUCCCUCCCCCCACCAUUACAGAACUACGUAUAGAAAGUGACACCUUUAUCAUGAGGCUUAAUCCAGACUUCAGUAUUAUCUACUGUGAUACCUUAAUUUCUGAAUUGAGUGAGUGGUCCUCUGAUGAUGUCAUUGGGAAACCCAUCUAUGACCUCUGCCACCCAGGUGACCUUCAGAAGAUGAGAAGAGCACAUAAAGAUUUAAUAACAAAAGGCCAGGUCUUGUCAGAUUACAUACGACUAAUCAAUAAGAAUGGUGGUUAUGUGUGGUCUCAGAUGUGUGCUAGUACUCUAUAUAGCUCCAAAACAUCAGACGUCCAUACUGUUCUUACCAUCAUCUACAUACUAAGUGGGGUGGAGCAUGGAAAUUGUGUUAUGGACAUAAGUCAACUUCCCACUUCAGUAAAAACAGAACUGGACCAAACAUCUUCAAACAAGGAUCCCAAUAUCACUGGAGACCAACUGCAAGACCAUGGUGAAAAUAAGCAUACUACUAGCCCAGGCAGUGACCAAAUGGAUAUGUAUCCCCCACCAGAAUCACCCGACAAUCCUCCACGAAAGAAGAGACCCUCAAGCAAUGGUUCAGAAAUGGAUGACCUUCAAGAUUCUCCGAGAAUUAACUGUCAGUCUCCCCCAGUUUUUGUCUCCCAUGAUGAUGAAACUUCUCAAUCUUCAAAUUCGGCAUCCCCCUUAAAAAUCAACAGUAACAAAGUGUUGUUCAAAAAUUCCAGAAGAAAGAUGGAAAAACCACGAAAGAGGCACAGAGGGAGUUUAGACAGUGACAAUUUGGUUUUUCCUGAGAGUUACGGGCAAGAAAUAUCAAACAGCAGUGAUAGUUUACAGAGACGUUUAUCUUGUACAAAUUUGCUACAGGACAAUAACAAUGUUUCUCCACCUGUCAAUGGCUACCAUUCUCACUCUGAGUCACCAAAAUGUUUGGAAGACUACAAUGUACCUGCUCCAGAAGAUCUAUCACUACGAUCACUAAAUACAAGACAGGACUCCAUGACAACAAAUACACAGAGAAAAAAUUGUUGGCAUUCACCUGGUGCUGUUGAUCAAAAUGGCAAUCGUAACAUGUCGUCUGUCAAAUUCUUGGAGGACGUUAUGAAUAAACAUUUGCCAAAUCUGUCUCAACUCACCAACCAUGAUAUUAAGCCAUCUUCGGCUAUAAUGAGUGAUAUCAUAACAAGUAAUAUUGUCUCAAAUUCUCAGAACAGACAGCAGUCUCCAAAUCAGUGGGGAGGUUCAGAAACUGAAACACACCCUGCAUCUAGUCUCUUACGAACUCUUCAUGCAAAACGAGAAUCAGUCAUUCGAAGCAGCAGUAAUACCAGAACUUUUCCUAUGGAGAGCUCAGCUAUAAACAUGCUGACUCCUCCCAGUAAUGAUGGAUAUAAGGAACAACUGACUUUGAACAUACCUCAGAUUUCAGUGAGUGCUAAGGGUUCCGUUCUUCCUUCUUAUUCCUCUGCUAGUCACCUGACUGUCUCCACGACAACUGAGAGUUUCAAUAUGACUCCUCCUUCAUCAGUCUCACCCACAGAGAAACUUAUCUCCCCUUUUGGAAUUGAGGGAAACUUUGACCACGGAUCUAGUGCUUGCAGUAGCCUGACCCACGUCACAAGUCCUACCGUGACCUUGAAGUCUCAGACAUUUCCCUUUACUGUGUCCUCCACAGGGACGGACUUUAACUGUGUAAAAACAACUGGCUACAAUAACAUCUCCCCAGCUUACCAUACCAAUGAGUAUCCUCACCUUAGUCAUUCACAGAAUUCAUUCUUGUCCUAUGAUGUGAGGCCAGACACUUGGUACCCUGUUUCCUUUCAGUCCUAAGCAGAGAGUGUUCAUUUGAUGAUAACUGCAAAAGAGUGUUCAGUAUUCAAAAAAUAUAGCAAUAUAAUGUUUUGAAAAAAAUAAUUGUUAAUUAAUGCUUAAAUGUUGUUAUUGUGUUCAUAUGUUGGGGUUGUUAUGUGUCAAAUCACUUGUUAGUUAGUAUACACUUCUACAUUAUAAAA
Messenger RNA from Saccostrea echinata, 2940 nucleotides. Its product is annotated as protein trachealess-like. Lineage: Eukaryota; Metazoa; Mollusca; Bivalvia; Ostreida; Ostreidae. The transcript has 12 exons. Gene Ontology annotation, biological process: regulation of transcription by RNA polymerase II. Gene Ontology annotation, molecular function: RNA polymerase II transcription regulatory region sequence-specific DNA binding; DNA-binding transcription factor activity, RNA polymerase II-specific; protein dimerization activity. Bases 20 to 2758 code for a protein of 912 amino acids. The record is from RefSeq and is a predicted model, not a curated record.